AUGUACCUACGAGCGCUCGUUACGAUCCUUGCGACUGUGGCAGUGAGCCUGGCCGUUGCGGUGGAAACGGCACAGGAUGCCGCUCAACAUCUUCGCGCCAUGCUGGUGGACGAUACGACGCAUUAUGUUGCAGCUAUGGGCGGCAUAGCCGCUAACAAUAUCUCUGCUAUUAUGGCCACGGAGUAUUUUGCGCCCUGUUUUCAAGACGCGCAUAAUGGUGACUUGUUGUUUCUUGCGUUGACUGUCUCGGAGCAGUGGCGUCUUGCUCUAUCGCCGAAUCGUACGACCACCGUAUCUGUACAUAACAGCCCUGAUAUGUCCGUGGUGGAUGUACGUCACGCACGUCAGUCUGCCGCAGGACGUCAGGUAUGGCAAGCCGAACGGCCUAUGUGGCGCCGCGGUAUGGCGUCCAAAGGGCGUGCGACAAUGUAUGGCACGAUGCAUGCGCUCGCUCCCGACACAAAGGGCCUGGACGAUCUUGCCCAAUGCUUUACUGCACACCACCCUGAUGCGGACGCAUGGACACCGCAUGCGCAUGGCAAUCCCCACAGUGCCGUAUGGGUACGUUUCGAGCCGACACGCAUUUACUAUGUGGGCGGCUUUGGUGAUGAACAUUAUAUCGGCGAUAUUGAUGUGGAUACGUACCGUGCCGCCAAGCUAGGGCUGCAUAACGAUGCUGAUACUGCAAACGCGCUCUACAUCCAGUCGUCUAUUUACGAUAGUGUCUGA
Molecule: messenger RNA, 729 nt
Organism: Malassezia pachydermatis
Lineage: Eukaryota; Fungi; Basidiomycota; Malasseziomycetes; Malasseziales; Malasseziaceae
Exons: 3
Coding region: 1-729 (242 amino acids)
Source: RefSeq, a predicted model, not a curated record